AUGGCCCGUAACAAUGUUUAUAAUCUCCCCCACUAUCUCCUUUUUCUCCUCUCCCUAACCCUACCCAUUCUGUCCACCCCCCUCCCCUCCUCCCAGUCUGAAUCCCGAUCCCAAUCCCACUGGGUCGACAUCUGGACCGCGAUGCCCCAACUGACCGAACCAGCCAACCUACCUCCAGCCCCAUUCAACUCCACCCCCUCCAUCUUCCCCAACACGACCCUCCGCCAAACCCUGCGCCUCACUCAACCCGCCAGCACCAUCCGCCUCCGAUUCUCCAACGCCUUCGGCAGUACCGACCUCCCGAUCACCUCCGUAGCCAUCUCCCUCCCACCCAACAACACCCUCGGCAGCGCAUCCAUCAUCCCGGAUACUACAACCCCAAUUUCCUUCGAUGGAGACACCUCGAUCCUCGUCCCAGCAGGGAGUCUCAUCGUCUCGGACCCGAUAACUCUCCCGAAACAAGCGAGCACGACACUAACAGUGGACCUGUAUCUGGAGAGUGGACAGAACGGGACGGAUAUUACGUCGCAUCCGGGGAGUCGGACGACGUCCUGGAUGGGGUUCGGGGAUUUAGUUGGCGAAGAUAGUAUAGUUGGAGGGGAUGUAGUGGGUGUGGAGCAUUGGUACUUCAUCUCCACCAUCGAAGCCCUCCUCCCGGAGACAUACCACGGGUGCGCAAUCAUCGGCGAUAGUAUAACAGAUGGACGGGGGAGUGAUACGAAUGAGAAUAAUCGCUGGCCCGACCUCCUCCUCCCCUACCUUCACAACAACCCCCAAACCAACACCCUUUCCCUCCUUAACCAAGCCGCCGGCGGCAAUCGCCUCCUCCACGACGGUCUCGGCCCCAACACCCUCUCGCGCAUCGACCGCGACGUGCUCUCGCACUCACGCAUAACCCACGCGAUCGUCUUCGAAGGCGUCAACGACAUCGGCACAGCAUCCACCUCCCCUACAGCACAGCAAAUAGUCGGCGAUAGAAUCAUAAUGUCCUACAGACAAAUAAUCACGCGGCUCCACGCCGCCGGGAUUAAGGUCAUCGGAGCGACCAUCACACCUUUCGGGACGCCGAGCAAUUCGUCCGUCGUGCAGCCGUACUCAGAUCCUGAGCGGGAGAGGACGAGACAGAGGGUGAAUAAGUGGAUACGGGAGUCGGGGGUGUUUGAUGGGGUGGCUGAUUUUGAUAAGGUGGCUAGGAGGGAUGAUGGGGCUGGGAAGGAUUUGUUGAAGGCGGAGUUUGAUAGUGGGGAUCAUUUGCAUUUGAAUCCGAGGGGGUAUGAGGCGCUUGCUAGGAGUUUUCCUGUUUAUUUACUAGAUUGA
This is a messenger RNA of Aspergillus welwitschiae, 1317 nucleotides long. RefSeq names its product SGNH/GDSL hydrolase family protein. Bases 1 to 1317 code for a protein of 438 amino acids. NCBI's taxonomy places the organism in Eukaryota, Fungi, Ascomycota, Eurotiomycetes, Eurotiales, Aspergillaceae. The record is from RefSeq and is a predicted model, not a curated record. The transcript has 4 exons.